CUUCGUCCCGCCCAUCUCGUCUUGCUCCUUUCCACCUUCCCAUUUCCCCUUUCCACUCGUCCCCUUGUAACAAACAGAAAAGGAGAAGGGAAAAAAAAUAAUAAAAAAAAUACACCAAUGGCCGCGCAAAAUUCUCCCACGCUUGAGCUCGGCACCGUCCUGGUCGUGGGCGGCUGCGGCUUUCUGGGCUGGAAUAUCGUCAACCAGCUCCUCAAUUUCCCCUCCGAGACAGACCCAGCUGCAGCUCUCCCCAAAGUCACCAAUGACCCGCGCUUCGAAUACCCUGACCUGAAGGGCCGCUAUCCGUCCUACAAUGCCAAGGUUCACAUCGUUGACCUGCGCACAACGAACAAUCGACUGCCCGGCGCUCAGUACCAUGAAGGCGACCUCACUUCCGUUCCGUCUAUGCUGGAGGUGUUCAAGAAGGUCCAGCCAGAUGUCGUUAUUCACACUGCCAGUCCGGCGCCACUUGGAUCAACAGAUGAAUUGCUGAGGAAGGUGAACGUCGAUGGAACAAGGACUCUUGUCGAAGUUGCCGGCGGUGUGCAUGGGGACUGGGGCAGGAAGUGCAAGGCAUUCGUGUACACGAGCUCCUCGUCGGUUGUGCAUGAUACCAGGAGUGACUUGAUCAAUGUCAAUGAGCAGUGGCCUUAUGUGCGAGGGCCAGCGCAGGGCGAGUAUUAUUCCGAGACAAAGGGUUUGGCUGAAGAAAUCGUCCUCAAAGCAAACAACAAUAAUCCUUCUGGUAUGCUGACCUGUGCAAUCCGCCCGGCCGGUAUCGUCGGCGAAAAAGACACAACAGUCUCGUAUAAAAUCCUCGAACAUGGACGUGACGCCUCCAACCUGUCUCUCCGCUUCCAGCUCGGCGACAAUAACAAUCUUUUCGACUUUACAUAUGUCGGGAACAUCGCCUUCGGUCACACUCUCGGCGCCUUUCAUCUGCUCGCCACCGCUGCGCGCCUCGAGGCUGGCAAGGGCGCACCGCUCGAUUACGAGCGCGUUGACGGUGAAGCGUUCAAUAUCACCAACGAUCAGCCCAUGUACUUUUGGGACUUUGCACAUGCGCUUUGGGCCUUGAUGGAUCGCGUUGUCGAGCCAACUGACGUGUAUGCUUUGCCGGAGGGUUUGUUGCAAGUAAUUGGCAGUGUUGCCGAGACCAUUUUCUCGUUGUUAGGCAAGACACCACGGCUGACGCGUAGAGCGGUGCGAUACUCGUGUAUGACAAGGUACUAUUCCUGCCAAAAGGCUAAGGACAGACUGGGAUAUUCGCCCGUGGUCGACAUGCAGGAGACAGCAGCCCGGACAGUGAGUUUCUGGAACGCGACUGCUGCUGAAGCAAAAUCUAAAAAGGCGCAAUGAAACGAAUCAAACCUGUUAAAGGGAUAACAGCAUUCUGAUUCGCAUACAUACAUGUAUAUAGUCCUGAGCUCUAAUUUUUCCUUCUCGUUCCAGAUGUCAUUAUUAUUUUGUAAUCUAUAGAUGCAGUCUUGUAGACUUGGAUUUCAUAGUUCUGCACCAGGGCUCAAUUUGAUGAAGAGCAAACCAACCUUCUAAACAUGUUCCUACAGAAG
This is a messenger RNA of Talaromyces proteolyticus, 1571 nucleotides long. Its product is annotated as C-3 sterol dehydrogenase/C-4 decarboxylase. The transcript has 2 exons. Gene Ontology annotation, molecular function: 3-beta-hydroxy-Delta5-steroid dehydrogenase (NAD+) activity. Bases 118 to 1359 code for a protein of 413 amino acids. NCBI's taxonomy places the organism in Eukaryota, Fungi, Ascomycota, Eurotiomycetes, Eurotiales, Trichocomaceae. The record is from RefSeq and is a predicted model, not a curated record. Gene Ontology annotation, biological process: steroid biosynthetic process.